AUGGUAGAGUGUUUUGCUUUGAGUGGGGCUGAAGACUCCAAGAAGGACAACCUGAUUCGAGGUACUUGUUUUAUUAACAAUAUCAAAUUAGUUGCUAUUAUUGAUAUUGGUGCUACGCAUUCGUUUAUUUCGCUUGAUUGUGCUACUAUGUUAGGAUUGCAAUUGUCUUCUAUGGAUGGUAGUAUGGUAAUAGAUACUCUUGCGAGUUGUUCUGUUACUAUUACUUUUGUUUUUAAGGGACGUCCUUUGACUAUCUUUGAAAAGAUUUUUGUGAUGGAUUUAGUGUGUCUACCCUUGCACCAAAUCAAUGUGAUUCUUGAGGUGUUUCCGCAUGAUAUAAGUGAUUUUCCUCCGGAACAUGAAGUAGAGUUUUCUAUAGAAUUGGUGCCAGGUACAAAUUCGGUAUCAAUGGCUCCUUAUAGAAUGUCGGCUUCCGAUUUGAAUGAAUUGAAGAAGCAAUUGGAAGAGAUGCUCGAGAAGAAGUUUGUUUGA
Vicia villosa (hairy vetch) is the source of this 492-nucleotide messenger RNA. RefSeq lists its product as uncharacterized. Lineage: Eukaryota; Viridiplantae; Streptophyta; Magnoliopsida; Fabales; Fabaceae. Bases 1 to 492 code for a protein of 163 amino acids. The transcript is spliced from 2 exons. The record is from RefSeq and is a predicted model, not a curated record.